Funneliformis mosseae is the source of this 181-nucleotide messenger RNA. The record is from the annotation of a GenBank genome assembly. Lineage: Eukaryota; Fungi; Glomeromycota; Glomeromycetes; Glomerales; Glomeraceae.
UGGUUCAUUUAGUGCCUCUAGUGAUGAUGGUUCAUCUGGUCCUUAUGGUGAUAGUAAUUCAUUUGGUGCUUCUGAUGAUAGUGGUUUGUUUGGUGCUUCUGGUUAUGGUGGUUCAUCUGGUCCUUAUGGUAAUGGUGGUUCAUUUAGUGCUUCUGGUGAUGGUGAAGGUUACACAUUUUGA